CACAAUAUUCUCAACGGCCUAUUGAAUCUAUCAGUAUUAUUUUUGCUGUUGUUCAUUUUGAAGAGUUUAGGAGUACGAAAUUUAUAAGAAGUACUCAAGUUUAUCGAGCAUCAGUCCAGCAUAGCUUGAUAGAUAGCUCGAGCUGCGUUACACUCAAACAGCUCAUCCCACUUUCUGUGUAACAGGGUCUCACUCCCAUAUAUAAUAACACAGCCAUGGCCGACAUCACAUCCCGCCUGGCAGCGCUCAACCCCUUCAACUCAAACAACGCCGGCCUCGACGAUGACGACAAAGGCGAUGUCAUGGCGCCGGCCGCCGGCAGCUCGCGCAGAUCCGACACGGCCAAGGACCAGCUCAGAAUCAGCCGCGCGCUUCGGACGUUCCUCCACGACAACAGGAUCCUGUCCGAGCGCGACGCCGGCCUGGACGACCAGCAACUGACGCCCGCCCUGCGCGAGCUGCUGGCCCGCCGCAGCUUCGAGGCGCCGCCGCCGCUCGUCGACCCGACGCACCCUCUGCCCGAGUACUUUGUCAGCUCCAGCCACAACACGUAUCUGCUGGCCAACCAGCUGUACGGCAAGUCGUCGCCGUCGGCGUACGAGACGGCGCUGACGACGGGCUCGCGCUGCGUCGAGAUUGACGCCUGGGACAACUCGGACAACGAGGACGAGCCCAAGGUGACGCACGGCUUCACGCUGGUGUCGCACAUUUCGUUCCGCGCCGUGUGCGAGACGAUCCGCGACGUCUACGACCGCGAGCUGGCGGCGGGCACCUUCACCGCGGGCCAGGCUGGCGAUCCGGCAUCGCCCAUCCUCUUAUCGCUGGAAAACCACUGCGGGCCGCACGGCCAGCUGCGUCUCGUGCAGAUUAUGAAGGACGUCUUUGGUCACCGCCUCAUAAGCGAGCCGGUUCGCCGCAAAGGCACGCGCGAGCAGCAGGGGAGCGGUGAACAUGUCACUUUGGAGGAUCUCGGUCCCAAAAUUUCCGUCAUUGUCGAGUUCCAUCUGCCCGAUGAGGCCACCGACAGCGGUGGUGAUGAUGACGACGACGAGGAAGAGCAGCAGAGGGUGGCCCGCAAGGCGUACAACGAAAAGAAGAAGCAGUCGUCCUCCACCAUCAUCAUCCCCGAGCUGGCGGAGCUGGGCGUGUACGCGCAGUCGGUGAAACCCAAGGACAACUCCUGGUACGAUCCCGGACAGCUCAUCAACGGCCCGCAUCACCACCUCAUCAACGUGUCAGAGUCUGGCUUGUCCAAGCACCUGCCGGACCACGCCGUCCAGAUCUCGCGCCACAACGCGCGGCACCUGAUGCGCGUCUUCCCCAAGGGCACGCGCAUCUCGUCGACGAAUCUGCACCCCGAAAAGUACUGGGGCGUCGGCGCCCAGAUCUGCGCGCUCAACUGGCAGACGUACACCACCAGCGUCCAGCUCAACGACGCCCUGUUCAAUGGCACGCCCGGCUACGUGCUCAAGCCGGCGGCGCUACGAGCCGGCGGCAGCGGCGAUCUUCGCACGGGCCGGACCAGGAAGCUGCGCGUCCACGUCGCUGGCGCCACGGACGUGCCUCUCCACGAGGACAGAGAGCGCGAUUCGAUCAAGCCGUACUUGACGUGUUCGCUGUACAGCCCACUCAUGGGCGACAAGGAGCCCCCGAAACGAAAGACUGAGCCUUACAAACACCACACGCUGGGGUUCCUUCAUCAUGGAGAGAACCCACAUGCCACGAAUCCGAUUUGGGACGAGACCCUGGAGUGGGAGUAUGAAGACAAUGAGCUGGUGUUUCUGCGCAUGCUCAUCAAGAGCGAUGACAGCUUUGCGAGAAAUCCAAAGUUUGCCGUUGCGACGGUGCGGCUCUCGUAUGCUCCUGUGGGAUGGACUUUUAUCAGGAUGAACGAUCUCAAGGGUAAGGAGUCUGACUGCACGUUACUCGUCAAAUUCGAGUUUGAGGACUCGUAAAUGGUAGAUUAUGUUUUACUUGCCGGCCACAAGGUUGAGACGGUCUUUAUGUCUGAUGAAAAAAGAAACACUGCUUGAAUGUAUAAGUGCUGAAGCACAUAUAAGCGGUAGUAUAUAGUGAUAAUACCCAAGUAUUAACAUGUACCCUUUGUAUAAAAGGAUAGGAGUAGAUGAAUCAACGAAUCGUCUCGGUGGUGUUCUCAGCCGCUA
Messenger RNA from Trichoderma asperellum CBS 433.97, 2165 nucleotides. RefSeq lists its product as uncharacterized. Gene Ontology annotation, molecular function: phosphatidylinositol-4,5-bisphosphate phospholipase C activity. Lineage: Eukaryota; Fungi; Ascomycota; Sordariomycetes; Hypocreales; Hypocreaceae. Gene Ontology annotation, biological process: release of sequestered calcium ion into cytosol; phosphatidylinositol-mediated signaling; lipid metabolic process. The record is from RefSeq and is a predicted model, not a curated record.